UAUUAUGAAGGAAAUCGUUGCACCUCACGACAGCAAGUGCUUCCAGGACUGCGUGUACCGGGACCGCCGUCUACAGAACUGCUUAGAGACGUUUACGGCAGGAUGCAACGUUACCACAGAAGUGGUUUGUGGUCAUCAGUCCGUUCGGCUGGAGGGACAUGAGGAUCAGUGUGCCGGGCGGGUGGAGGUAUGGAAGGACGGGAACUGGGGCACGGUGUGUGACGACAGAUGGGACCUGAGAGAAGCCAAGGUGGUUUGCGCCCAGCUGGGCUGUGGGACCGCUCUCAGGGUGACGGGUCAGAAUGGAUUGUUCCCUCCAGGGAGCGGACCGAUUCACCUAGACGAGCUGAACUGCACUGGGAACGAGCAGAACCUGUGGUUCUGUCCGGGUGUCCAGGAAAACUCCGACUGCGGACACAAAGAGGACGCUGGUGUGGUGUGUUCAGAAUCUAAGGCGUUGUUUAGAAUAACUACACCAGCUCCAGCUCCUCCAUCAGCCGUUUAUUCUCCAGAAUAUAUCGCCAUCAUAUUGCUGUCCAUUCUAGAGUUUCUUUUUGCCAUCCUCAACAUUUUUCUCUGCUGCCGUUACUUCAAAUGGCACCAUGAGCGAGGUGAGAAGAAGAGAGCAGACGCUGGUGUGAAGAACCAGGUGACUGUGAGUGUGUAGAAUCCUGAAGAUGGACCAAAGCUUGAAGAAGCACAGACUCCAACAUCCUGAUUAUUGGUUUAGAAAACAAGUAAUAAAAGGAAUGUAUAUUAAUAAACACUGUAAAAAAUG
Poecilia latipinna (sailfin molly) is the source of this 778-nucleotide messenger RNA. RefSeq names its product scavenger receptor cysteine-rich domain-containing protein SCART1-like. Bases 5 to 667 code for a protein of 220 amino acids. The record is from RefSeq and is a predicted model, not a curated record. Lineage: Eukaryota; Metazoa; Chordata; Actinopteri; Cyprinodontiformes; Poeciliidae. The transcript is spliced from 5 exons. Gene Ontology annotation, molecular function: serine-type endopeptidase activity. Gene Ontology annotation, biological process: zymogen activation. Gene Ontology annotation, cellular component: plasma membrane.